ACCAGUUGAGCGCAAACCACGCCCCCCUACGCAAAAACCCCACCCGCGGCCAUGACUCACGUCUCUAGGUCGAUUUCAUUGGUCAACUCUUUUACGUCACCUGAGAAGAAGUUUGGACGUCAAUCAAAGUCGUUGAUGGAUCCGUCGCUGACUAACGGUUCGCUCUCAGGAGAGUGCGCAUGUUUUGGCUGUGGUGAAGACCAAGCCGUACAUCUGAAGAACUGGUUGCCUCCUGGGUAUAAAUAUCACUUGUGCACCUAUCGUUUGUGCACUACAGAAGGCGACUCACACCUGGACCACACAAGUUUUGAGGCAUCACUAAGAAUUGCAUUGACAGAAAUUUGUGAAGUAAAGGAAUGGGUGGGAAAGCUUAGUGAAUCAUCACGAGUGAGUUGGAGAGUGGCAGUGACAAAACCAAAUAAGGGACAACGUGUACUUUAUAAGGCUCAUUACAGGUGCCAGCACAAUGUUUAUGUCCGAUCAGACACGGCUAAUCAAAGGCGGCUAUCAAAAAAUACAUGCUGUGAGGCAAAAAUGGUUUGCACUCUGGUGAAGACUACAGAAAAAAGGGGAGGAACUAGUAGGAGCAUUGAUCCCCAUAUACCUACUUACCCAACUUCGGUGCGUUUGUACAAUGUACACAAUCAUAACAUCUUUGUUGCGGAGGCACUGAGGCACAAGGAUGUAGGGGUCAAGGCAAUUGAAACCCUGACACAGUUGUUUGAGGUUGGGCACAGUCCAACCUCAGCUCUGGCUGUACUUAAAAGUGACCUGUUGGCUGAGCAUGGCAACAAAUAUGUAUACGUCUCAGCCAACCGUGCCAUUUGCCCAGACCUUCAGUUUUGCUACAGACUGUAUCAGAAGUUGAAAAAGCAGGAGUUUGGAGAGCAAAGUGGGGAGGGAAUGCUAGCGGCUUUGGAAAGGCAGGUAGAAUCCUACAAUGCAGCCUGUAAUGACACCUGCGCCAAGCUUAAAAUAUCUUCAGCAGGAACACCACUUGUAGCCAUUUGUUCCCCAUUGAUGAAACAAACACACAGUCUCUCAAAUAGUGGAGAAAUGUGUUUUAUGGAUUCAUCUGGUAACAUGGACCGGGAGAACUGCAGGGUGUUUCUCCUCCUCACACACACCUGUGCAGGUGGUCUUCCUCUUGGGAUAGUGAUAACACAGUCAGAAGAUGAGAAGACAAUUAGUGAGGGAUUAGAGCUGCUGAAGUCCUUACUGAAAAAUUAUGCCUUUGGAGGGCGAGGUGAGGCAGGCCCUCGUGUGUUUUUGACAGAUGACUCAAAGGCUGAGAAGGGAGCUAUAGCACAGGUCUUUCCUGAAGCCGCACAACUGCUCUGCAUAUUUCAUCUUCUCCAAGCUGUGUGGAGGUGGUUGUGGAACAAAGAACACGAAGUUGAGAUGAAGGACAGGCAGACAAUGUUCAGCAUAGUAAAAGACAUGCUUUAUGCCAGGGAGAUGAGUACAGUUGAAUUACUCUACCAGCAAGCCCUUGACAACCCUUUGACCACCAGGUAGAGAAAAUAGUAGACUGUUAGAGGUAGCUUAAAUAUUUUAGUAGUACUUCUGAUGCAUUUACCCUC
Molecule: messenger RNA, 1583 nt
Organism: Carassius carassius (crucian carp)
Lineage: Eukaryota; Metazoa; Chordata; Actinopteri; Cypriniformes; Cyprinidae
Exons: 6
Coding region: 52-1518 (488 amino acids)
Source: RefSeq, a predicted model, not a curated record